AUGGCCUCGACCUCUUCAGCACAAGACUUGCCACAGAAUGACUUCAAUCACCAGUUGGCUAUCAAACUUUCUCGAGUCAUGAACCUCGUCAACCCCAAUGACCUGCUCGCGACCCGCGUCACUGACAUUGCUAAGACAAACUCGGAGGAGGGCUUCAUCAAAGCUGCUAAAUCCUUCCACAAAUUCAAGGACAACUUCCUCUCCGAGAUUUACUCCGAGAUUAUAGCCCACUCCCAGCAAGAAACGACGGGCCACUUUCCGAAGCCAGUUCCAGGAAUCACGGUCCACGAUAGUGACGUACUCGAGCCAGAGCCCGUUAGACAGGGUGGUUUGAUGAGGAAAGAUUCUCGUCACACAUUCCGACAACCCGCAAGGACACUAGAACCACCUACGCCUAGGACAUCAGUGCUGGGACUUGAUAGACUUGCACAAGAGAAGAGGGCGGCCGCGGCUGCGAAGGAUGAGGGAAGUCGAAAGAGGCCACGUCUAGACGACGACAAUGAGCCUGUCUUCAAAGUUCCCUCACUGCCCGCGUCUCGUAUGAACAAUCGACAACGAGGUGCCGAAACCCCCUCACAUGGCACAGGCCUGUCGGAUGCAGGUAAAGCCCGUUUGCAAGAGUAUAGAGCGAACAGGGAACGCCAAAGAGAGGGAAUCAUUGCCAAACAAGAACAGCGUCAGGACGGUCCUCGCGGUUUAGGUGACUUUCAACGUCGCUCCAAUAAAGACAGAGACGGGCGCAAUAAUAACCGUAACCGCGACGAUAAUCGAAAUCGUGAAUCUCGCUCCUGGGAUGCAAACGCUACACCUCGUUCUGAGCGUGGUGGACGCGAAGACGGACCCUCCAUGCGUGUACCCGAUGUUGGUUGGGAUUCGACACCUCGGAAUCAGCGAGGCUCUGACGGAGGCUGGGGUGGCGCGAAAAGCCGGGCAUGGGACGCCCCAACGCCCCGGACUGUGAGGGGCGGUAGUCCGGAUGAUGAUAAGGAGACAGUGAUGGAUGCGCGGGAGUGGGAGGAAGAGCAAAUCCGUCUGGAUAGAGACUGGUAUUCGGGUGCGGAAGAAGGAGGCUUAAUGGGUGAUGAGGAGCACAACCCAUUGGCUCAGUAUGAGGAUCUGGCGGCGAUUAAGCAGGCUGAGAUCGCGAAGAAACAGGUCAAGAAAGUCUCGGCCAGGCAGGCGCAAUACAACGCCGACAAUGACCUCUGGGAAGCCAACCGGAUGGUCACCUCCGGUGUCGCCACCCGAAAAGGUGUCGACCUUGAUUUCGAAGAUGACUCCGAGUCCACGGUUCACGUUAUGGUCCAUGAUCUCAAACCGCCCUUUCUUGAUGGCCGGACGGUGUACACCAAGCAGCUUGAUACCAUUAACCCCAUCCGCGAUCCCACAUCUGAUCUAGCUGUGUUCUCCAAGAAAGGCAGCGCCUUGGUGAAGGAGAAGCGAGAGCAAGCAGAACGCGCGAAGGCUGCCGCAAAACUGGCUGCGUUGGGCGGGACGAGCCUAGGGAACAUCAUGGGUGUGAAAGAUGAGGAAGCAGAAGCUGAGGGUAAGCUCCAUUCCUUAGUUCAUGCUCUUUUAUCGAGAUAUCGUGGGCUUGGAUGCGUAGAUUGGACAUUCACGUAG
This is a messenger RNA of Stereum hirsutum FP-91666 SS1, 1623 nucleotides long. RefSeq lists its product as uncharacterized. The record is from RefSeq and is a predicted model, not a curated record. Lineage: Eukaryota; Fungi; Basidiomycota; Agaricomycetes; Russulales; Stereaceae. The transcript has 7 exons. The coding region runs from base 1 to 1623 and encodes 540 amino acids.